Messenger RNA from Dreissena polymorpha, 900 nucleotides. RefSeq names its product type-1 angiotensin II receptor-like. The record is from RefSeq and is a predicted model, not a curated record. NCBI's taxonomy places the organism in Eukaryota, Metazoa, Mollusca, Bivalvia, Myida, Dreissenidae. The transcript has 2 exons. Gene Ontology annotation, biological process: inflammatory response; positive regulation of cytosolic calcium ion concentration; adenylate cyclase-activating G protein-coupled receptor signaling pathway. Gene Ontology annotation, molecular function: G protein-coupled receptor activity. Gene Ontology annotation, cellular component: plasma membrane. The coding region runs from base 1 to 900 and encodes 299 amino acids.
AUGUCUAAGAACGGGAAUUUGACAGAUGGUCUAAAGUCAUCAUCGGCAUCAUUUUCGUGGGCUCUAUUUGUAUCACUGGGUUUUGUAUGGAUUCCGGGGAUCGUCUGCAAUAUUAUCGCACUCAUUUACAUCAUCCGGGAUAUCAGGAAAGCAGUUUUUCCCGCAAUUUUCCUGCUUCUUAUUUUCGUCUGCUGCGAUUUGACAGCCGUCAUUUGCUCGACUCUGAAUUACAUUGUGGUAUUUUACAUUCAAAAUGUAACGACGUUCUACGUUUUCUUCAGAGUGGCAUCCGCUUUCAUGAACCUUAUAAUGGCGGUAGACAGGUAUCUGGCAAUUUGCCAACCAUUCAUUUACAAACGGAGCGUCACCGUCGGAACGUGGAAGGUAACCUGCCUUAUCGCCUGCCUUUCUAUAAUGGUAUAUUGUAUGUUUGCUGUUGUGGGACUCGGUGACGUUAACGUUUUGAAGACAGACGGAAGCGUCAGAUGUAGUUCGCUUGCCUACUCGUUAAAGCCUACACAACGUGUUUUUGGUAUGAUGUUUCCGUUGAUUGGAUUUUUGUGUACGCUAACUAUUGUGGUCCUCAACAUGAUUGUCGUACGGGAACUAUUUCGACUUAAAAACCGCGUCGCAGCUAUAAGUUCGACUCUGGAAGGGAGUUCCAGCACCGACACUUCCGGUAAUGCCAGUGCAGCCGCCAAAACGGUGGUGAUAGUCAACCAAUUUGACGUUCUGGUAAAUACUGCGAUCGUGGGCCCCAUUAACUUUCUGGCGGCUACCAUCUACACUGUGGACUCAAUUGUCUACAUACUAAUGCGCAAAACCUCUCUUAAACGGAUGAGAGAUAUGGUGUGUCGGUUUUGUACACGUGACAAGUCUAAUGAUAAUAUGCGUGUUUAA